UGCGUAACGUUCUGGCCUUCCGCGUGCGGCUGCGGCCUUAGAACGUGUACAGGGACCUUUUUUGGUUCCCUUAAUUGUUUAUUAUUUUGUAAGGAUAAUAGUAUCUUGUCAAAAUGGCGAAGUUUGACCUGACUUUUAAGCUCGGACAGUACUUGGAUCGACAUUUGGUCUUUCCUCUGUUGGAGUUCCUUUCUGCUAAGCAGAUCUACAAUGAAAAUGAACUCCUCCAAGCUAAGCUGGACAUCCUUAGCAAAACCAACAUGAUUGAUUACGCUAUUGAUAUUAGGAAACAGCUUAUGCCUGGUGAAGAAGACCCUGAUGAUUUGAAAAACAGAAGAGCGCAGGUUGUUAACCAGCUUCAGGAACUUUCAAAAGAAGUGUCACUCAUUGUAUCUUUGAUGAAUGAUGAGAAAAUCAUGAAAAAAAUUGAAACCAUGCGGGAUUCAAAGGCUCUGCUUACUUUCUUGCAUGAUGAGUAUGACUUUAAUAUUGAGAUGAUGGAGAGUAUGUACAAUUUAGCAAAGUACCGGUAUGAGUGUGGCAACUAUUCAAAUGCUACGGGCUUUUUGUACUUUUAUAUUAACGUUAUGCCCUCAAAUGACAAAAACUACCUGAAUGUAUUGUGGGGAAAGCUGGCUUCUGAAAUUCUUGUUCAAAAUUGGGAUGCUGCUCUGGAUGACCUGAACAAACUCAGAGAAUUCAUUGACACAAAUCAGUUCCCUUCAUCAUUACAUGUGCUACAACAGCGAACAUGGCUGAUUCACUGGUCUUUGUUUGUGUUCUUCAAUCAUGCUAAGGGGCGGGACCUCAUCAUUGAGAUGUUCCUGUACAGGCCACACUACCUCAACGCUAUCCAGACCAUGUGCCCACACAUUCUGAGAUACUUGGCUACAGCUGUGAUCAUCAACCGCACACGCCGCACUGCGCUGAAGGACCUCGUGAAAGUUAUUCAACAAGAAUCUUACACAUACAGAGACCCAAUCACAGAGUUCAUUGAGCAUUUGUAUGUCAACUUUGAUUUUGAUGGAGCUCGGCAGAAACUUCAUGAGUGCCAGACAGUCCUGUUCAACGACUUCUUCUUGAUUGCUUGCCUUGACGAGUUCGUGGAGAAUGCCAGGUUAAUGAUCUUUGAAACUUUCUGCCGCAUUCACCAAUGCAUCAGUAUUGGAAUGCUUGCUGAGAAGCUGAACAUGACUCCUGAAGAGGCAGAAUGCUGGAUUGUCCAUUUGAUCCGAAAUGCCCGUCUUGACGCAAAGAUUGAUUCCAAAUUAGGACAUGUUGUGAUGGGUACCCAGCCUGUUUCCCCCUACCAACAGUUGGUGGAGAAAAUUGAUUCACUUUCAGUUAGAUCAGAGGCCCUUCAAAGCUUGAUUGAAAGGAAACUCAAAGCAAGAGCUCAGGAUGUUGGUGGCAUUCAGUGGUGAAACUCAUUUCCUCAAAUGUUUUGUUUUGUAUAUCCUGUCUGACCAAACUUCAUGUCUACAAAAUUCGGUCUUCAUUCCUGUUAAACACAUGCAAACUUCAUGAACUCUGUUGAAUAUCACUCAUUGUAGUAUACAAAACUCGGUAUUACUGUUAACAACCCAACUGAUUACAUUGUGUAAGAGAAGUUUUAUUAUUAAAAUAAUUGGAUUAUUGCCUGGUAAAA
Thrips palmi is the source of this 1648-nucleotide messenger RNA. It is a transcript of the gene eIF3e, whose product is annotated as eukaryotic translation initiation factor 3 subunit E. The coding region runs from base 114 to 1424 and encodes 436 amino acids. The transcript is spliced from 9 exons. The record is from RefSeq and is a predicted model, not a curated record. Gene Ontology annotation, biological process: translational initiation. Lineage: Eukaryota; Metazoa; Arthropoda; Insecta; Thysanoptera; Thripidae. Gene Ontology annotation, cellular component: cytoplasm; nucleus; eukaryotic translation initiation factor 3 complex. Gene Ontology annotation, molecular function: translation initiation factor activity.